This is a messenger RNA of Penaeus vannamei (Pacific white shrimp), 600 nucleotides long. The record is from RefSeq and is a predicted model, not a curated record. NCBI's taxonomy places the organism in Eukaryota, Metazoa, Arthropoda, Malacostraca, Decapoda, Penaeidae.
AUGCGUAAUUAUGAUAAUCUUGCUCAAUCUUCCAGAUAUGACCUCAAUCGUUUCGACAACACGUGUCUUUCGCGGCAGGUGCGGCAGGUGGAGAUGCACGACAGCAAAGGCGACGGGGACCGCAGUGGAAAGACAGUCACCAUCACGCUGGACAACCUCUACAUGUACUAUGUGUCGAGCACUUACAUCCCCACGUUCCUCCUCAUCUUCAUCGGGAUGCUGACCUUCUUCUUCCCUCUCGACGACUUCAACGACAGGAUCAUGGUUUCCCUCACCUCCUUGCUCGUCCUCGCGGCUUUGUUUACACAGGUGAGUGCAUCCAUACCCAAGACGUCGUACCUGAAGCUCGUGGAUGUGUGGUUUAUUUUCUGCAUUUGCAUCGUCUUCUCUGUCGUGGCAACGCUUACCGCCAUCAACUAUUUCAAGAGAUCACCAAAAGUUUCUCCCUUGGUCGUAGUGAAACCAGCAAUGCAGCCGACGACAGACAACAAAAUUACGAACGCCUCCAUAAGCGCCAUUAACCGUCUAUGCCAACUUACGUUCCCUGUGAUUGCUCUGCUGUUCACGGCAAAUGCUCUUGCACAUACACAGCAAGGUUAG